AUGACAUAUUUUUCAGAUGAAAACUUGUUAAACGCGACAUCGUGGAAGAAACGUUCAUAUGUUCUUGAUUUAAAUGCGUCUCCACCAAGGAUAUCCUAUGAGAAAGAGGAUACACUUUUUAGUGAAAAUACAAUUCCUACAAUUUCCACCAUUUGUCAUCAUGGACUAAAAGCUAAUGUCAACAUGGUUGAGGAAGCACUUGCAAACAUCCCAUUAUCAUUCAAGAGGCAGGAGGAGACUUCAGAGAGUAUAUUAGUUAUAGAGAAAGUAAGCAUCAUGCACUUGCAUUAA
Messenger RNA from Lactuca virosa, 291 nucleotides. NCBI's taxonomy places the organism in Eukaryota, Viridiplantae, Streptophyta, Magnoliopsida, Asterales, Asteraceae. The record is from the annotation of a GenBank genome assembly.